CUCUUUCCUCUCUGACUGCGCAGUCCCUCUCUCCAUCCUCUCAGUGCUUCUCUUGGGGAGACUUUCCACAAAACGAUUGCAGUUUCUUUCCAAAAACAAAUUUAGUUUUAAUUUCUUUUUCGAAGCGUCGGCUUCCAGUCUGCAUUUGUUUUAAUGCAUACGCUUCGUAGAUAAACAGUAAUAAAGGAAGGAUGCUUUUUUCUGCAAACUUUGUUCUUUUCUGGCUUUUCCCUUUAUGGGUAGGGUCGGCAGCUCAGGAUGUUUUAAGGAGAGGGGAGAGAGACUGUCCUGUGGACCUUUAUUUUGUCCUGGAUACAUCUGAGAGCAUUGCACUGAGGGCCUCCCACCCAGACUACUACAUCAGCCAGAUCAAAGACUUCACUAUACAGUUCAUCAAUGGGCUGAAAAGCAUUCGCCAGCCAUGUGACCGUGACCUGCAGUGGAAUGCCGGGGUGCUGCACUACAGCGAUGAGGUGGAGGUCAUCCAGGAGCUGGCAGACGUGACUCAGCAUCGAGCCGAGAUGACCAAAAACGUGAACGCCAUCUCCUACUUCGGCAAGGGCACCUACACCGACUGCGCCAUGAAGGAGGGUAUCAGCCAGUUGCUUAGCGGAGGCUCUACCAGCCACGAGAUGAAGUACAUGAUCGUAGUGACAGACGGACACCCCAUGGACGGGUACAAGGAGCCCUGCGGGGGUCUUCAGGAUGCCGCUAACGAGGCGCGACACAUGGGCAUCAAAGUGUUCUCCGUGGCCAUCAUCCCCAGCGAAGCGGACAAGAGACUGUUGACGAUCGCCACAAGCCCACAGUACAGACAGGACUUCUUGGCAGCGGACACCACAGAACAAAACCGGAGGCGGGUCAUCAGCGACAUCAUGAAAAUGAUUAGAAAUGACACCGAGGACAUGUGCUGCACUGCCGAAUGUCAUGCUGAAAGUGGUCCUCCUGGGCCUGAUGGAGAUGUUGGACCCAAGGGUGAGAUUGGCAGGCCUGGGAUUCCAGGAAAUAAAGGAGAAAAUGGUCCUGUGGGACGUCCAGGUGACCCAGGACCUGCAGGUUACCAGGGGAUGAAGGGUGACAAAGGAAUCAAGGGUAACAUGGGAACUCGGGGUUUCAAAGGAUUCAAGGGAGACAAAGGACGCCCUGGGCUCGAUGGUGUAGAUGGGCUUAAGGGUGAAGCUGGAUUAUCGGGGUUGUCGGGCUGCAAAGGAGAGCAAGGCGGUGAUGGAUUGCCAGGAGAACCGGGUCCGAAAGGAGACCCUGGACCGUCUGGUACCAGAGGAGUUAAAGGAGAUCCAGGAGAAGAUGGGGGGCCAGGAAGGCAAGGCCCCAGUGGCCAGCUUGGCAUUAAGGGCAACAGGGGACCGAAGGGCUUCAACGGAGACAAGGGAGAGAGAGGAGAUGAUGGAGCCUCGGGCCGUGAUGGACCCCGCGGGGAGCUGGGUCCAGUAGGAGAGAAUGGCGAGCAGGGAGCCCGUGGAAAUCGGGGGCCGCGUGGAGACGCCGGCGAUUUAGGACCUCGGGGUGAACCCGGUCGGGAGGGCCCCCCUGGCGCUAACGGAGAUCCGGGUGAAAAGGGUCGCCCUGGCACUGCGGGAUACAGAGGAGAUGAAGGUCUGCCCGGAGUUGAGGGACCAAGGGGGCCGCGGGGAAUUAAAGGGUCUCCAGGUGACAGGGGCUUGUCUGGCGCAAAGGGUGAAGUAGGAGAAGUAGGAAAUGGCACCCAGGGCUGCCCUGGCUUCCAGGGUUACCCUGGCCCCAGAGGAGACCCAGGAGAGCCGGGAUCUAAAGGAACUCCAGGACCCAAAGGAGAUGACGGGGAUCCAGGUGACCCCGGCACAGAUAAUAACUUGCCUGGAAAUCCUGGACCUAAAGGAGCAAAAGGGUACAGAGGACCGGAAGGGAAGCCUGGUGGAGCUGGACGAGAGGGACAUCCCGGAAUGGAUGACUGUGAAAUUUUGGAUAUUAUCAGGAAGAUGUGUUCUUGCUGUGAGUGCAAGUGUGGCCCGCUGAGCCUCAUCUUCGUGGUGGACAGCUCGGAGAGCAUCGGCGCACAAAACUUCCUCCUUUCCAAGAAGUUCAUCGUGGCUGUUCUUGAUCGACUGGUGUCAGACCAAAAAAUCAAUUUCGAUGGCAGGGAGUCCGAAGUGGCUGUGGUCCAGUACAGUGGAGACAAGUCCCAGGAGAAGUUGAUUCUCGGCCAAGACAGCGCCACUACCCUCUUGACAUUUAAAGAAGCAGUGAUGAACAUGAAAUGGCUGGCUGAAGCCACGUACACUGGGCAGGCCCUGAAAGUCACCCUGGAUGAAGUCGUCAAGCUGAUGAAGACGAAAGAAGUCAGGGCUGUGGUCCUGACUGAUGGCCGCUCGGAUAUCAGCAGGGAUGACGUCUCGCUUAACGUUCUGUGCAACAGCGGCGUCAAGGUGGACGGCAUAGGUGUUCAGGAUUACUUCGGAAGGGAGCAGAACACAGAGCAGAUGCAGGAGCUGUCGUGUCCCGGAAACGGGAACGCGGAAGCCGGCAGAGAUCCCAUCACAAUCAGUAGCUUCGAAGAACUGCUUCAGGAUGGGUUCUUGCAGAACGUGACGAGAAGUAUAUGUUCAGGAAAGAAGUGCCCGACUUACAAAUGUGAAAUCACCUUCCCGGGAAACACUGACAUCUUGAUGAUGAUGGACAGCUCUGCCAGCGUCGGGUCCAAGAAUUUUGGGAUGACCCAGGAGUUUGUGAAGAGGCUCGCCAAGCAAUUCCUCACGUCGAAGACCGAGCAUCGGGUCCAGGUGUCCGUGGCUCAGUACAGCAAUGAGGCUGCGCCGGUGGUCCCCUUCUCCACAAACUACGCACAGGUGGCCGAACAGAUCGACUCGGCCCAUUACCUUAACGAGGGCACGAAUAUCGAGGCAGCCCUUGGCUUCUCCGUCGAGGCCUUCAAAACCCGCAGCGUAACAAGAAAGAAGCUACUGCUGCUGUCCAACGGACGAUCCCCGAAUAUCGCACAUGCCGGCAUCAAGAGCAGGCUUGCGGAAGUGAAGAGGGCGGGCAUUGAGAUAUUCGUGCUGUCUGCUGGCGAUCUGGUGAACGAACAACUCCUGCGUGACCUGGCCACAGCAGACCAGCGGGGCGUCGCCUCCUAUCACCGACAUCUCUUCAGAGUCACUGACUACCCGGCCUUACUAAAGGGGGUCUUUCACAUGACUGUCUCUAGGAGGAUUUCCCAGGGUUGAGGGCGUAAUACGGGGAUAAAUAGUUGUUAGUUGAGGGACACAACUUUGGGAGUGCGAGUGAGGCAGGGGAGCUGUAAAAAUAGCACGUUAUUUUUUUCCAUUAUAUCGUAAUUUCUGUAGAACGUUCAUAUGUUUUUCUGCUCACAGUGACAGCAGACAUUUAUAAAGUUACAUGAAGACCGGAUGCUAAUAUCUCUGUCAUUAAGGAUGUCAGUGAUGCCGAGAGGUUGCCGUCACAGUUUGGGCGGAUGACAAUACGGUGCUAAUUCACCACACUUUGGUUUAGCUGAGGGUUAGAGAGGGCUGCAUGGUCCAACAGCACAUACCGGUCAUAGAUUCAUUUAGAGAAGAAGAUGAAUUGGGGGUUAAAAUUUCAAUAAAAUGUCAACAAUUGGUUGUUAGCUAUAUAGACUGGUUGUUAAACUACUUAAGUGUUUUAUUUUUUUACUCUGAGAAGAGAUUUUUGGUCACUAAAUAUUGCAGAACUGUAAUCUGUAGCACUAUCAGAAAUGUCAAUAAUGCAUUUUCCUAUUUGCCUGUGGUUUACCCCACAAUUUAAAAGAAGAAUUAGAACACCUUGUAACAUUAAAUUCUGCAUUUUUUGGUAUAUCAAUGGUGCUAAAAUGUACUCUCAGGCUUAAUUUUUUUUUUUUAAGAAAAGACCAAGAAUGAUGCUUUGAAUUGUUCCUCCAGACCUGAAUUCACCACCAGGUGUUUCGUCCGUCGCUCUGCACUUCAUGUAUUGGAUUCAGCAGUGGAGCUGUGGUUGGAUGUUCUAGCAAUAAAGGCUACCUUGUGAAACCUGA
Messenger RNA from Brienomyrus brachyistius, 4027 nucleotides. It is a transcript of the gene col6a1, whose product is annotated as collagen, type VI, alpha 1. The transcript has 35 exons. NCBI's taxonomy places the organism in Eukaryota, Metazoa, Chordata, Actinopteri, Osteoglossiformes, Mormyridae. The record is from RefSeq and is a predicted model, not a curated record. Bases 192 to 3221 code for a protein of 1009 amino acids.